Molecule: messenger RNA, 701 nt
Organism: Cloeon dipterum
Lineage: Eukaryota; Metazoa; Arthropoda; Insecta; Ephemeroptera; Baetidae
Product: A-kinase anchor protein 14-like
Exons: 2
Coding region: 116-493 (125 amino acids)
Source: RefSeq, a predicted model, not a curated record
UGGCUGCGGUAGAGAGACGCGCCUUCGAACCCCUUCCCUGAGAUCAGGAUGGCAGGUAUAAAAGGGUCUGCGACCCAAAGGGAGGCACGCUUCUGUCUACAGAACUAUAGCAACCAUGUACAAGCUGAUCCUCCUGUCCGCCCUCGUGGCCGUCGCCUCCGCUGGAUUGUUGCACACUGCCCCCGUCGUGGUGCCCGCCGCCGUGAGCCACGCCACCGUGGUGAGGACCCACUCCGCCAUCGUGCACCCCUCCCCCAUCGUCAAGGCCGUGCCCGUCGUGCACGCUGCCCCCGUUGUUCACGCUGCCCCCGUCGUCAGGGCUGUCCCCGUUGUGCACGCUGCCCCCGUCGUCCACGCCGUCCGCACCCACGUGCCCGUGAUCCGCACCCACGCCGUCCCCCUCGUGCACCACGCCCCCGUUGUGCACCAUUCCCCCAUCGUGCACACCGGUGUCGCCUACGCCGCCCACGCUCCCGUCGUCCGCGUCCUCUAAGAACUUUUCACACUGCCCCCUGUGCUGACUGAGUGAUAAUUUAUUUUGUAUAUUGAAUGAAAAUCCACCCUUUUGCACCCCUACAACGAAUACACACACUCACUGCGUAUAGUUCCAUCCUUUGAAUCUCAAGUGUUGCGCAACCAAGUGCAACGCUGCACGCUGAUGCUCAAACUGUGAAUAAACCAAAUUUUCACUGACCAACAAA